UGUCUUGUUUUACUCUCAGAAUCUCAUAGUCUUACUUCCACGCAUCUCUUGUUCUCUCUCUUUCUACAUUUCCGUUUCAAUUCCCUUAUUUCUUCUCUUUUCUCUGCACUGACCCAACAAACUCUUAAGUGAAACACAAAACGAAGACAAUCCCAACUGGGUAUUUUCUCUUUUCUAUUCCAUCUUUGAAAAUUUAAAAUUCAUGAAAAUGUCAAGAAACUGGAAUUUUCUUUCUUCCCAUAAUCGCUUCCUUUUUAUUACAUAAGCAAACAAAAAGUACUCAUUUUUGUGCUCUCAUUAUCUCUUGUGAAAUUCAUGAGAGCUUAGAACUGGUGUUGCUUCUGUUCCUUGGCUUUUUAUAGAGAAAAAAAGAAAAGAAACCCAGAAGUUGGAGCUCAAAAAUCUUUUGAAAAUAAAAACUUCCAAGUUGUUUUUGAUAAUUGUGUUUGAUUUGUAUUUUAUUUCAGUUCUCUUCAUUGGUUUUUCCGAAAAACCAACCAACCAGACUUAGUUGAAGAAAUUAAGACUAGGAUUAUUAUUUUAUAUUUCUCUAAAUCAGGAUAACUAUAUGAAUUUGUGAAACAAUGAGAGAUGGAAGCUCCAAGAAAAGCAAGCUUUCAUGGCCCAAAACACUGGUCAAGAAGUGGUUUAAUAUCAAGAGCAAAGCUGAGGACUUUCAAGCAGAUGAUGUUGACUAUGAGGGUGGUGAUGAAGAUUGGAGGCACAACUUCCCUGAGAGAGAAGCAUGCACUAUUAAGAAAAGCAGAACAGAGAGAUCCAGCCGGAGGAACUCUGAUCGAGUACGGCGAGGAAAGAUUGACAUUGAUGCCUCACAGCUGACAGAUGUGCAUAACUAUAGGAUCUUUGUAGCUACGUGGAAUGUAGCUGGAAAAUCCCCUCCAAGCUAUUUGAGUCUUGAAGAUUGGCUUCAUACCUCACCUCCUGCUGACAUUUAUGUUCUUGGGUUUCAAGAAAUUGUUCCUUUAAAUGCUGGUAAUGUUUUGGGGACAGAAAAUAAUGGUCCGGCCAGAAAAUGGUUAGCUCUUAUCAGGAAGACACUUAAUAGUCUUCCUGGUACUAGUGGUGGUUGCCAUACCCCUUCACCCAUCCCUGAUCCAAUUGUGGAAUUAGAUGCAGACUUUGAAGGCUCAACAAGGCAGAAAGCCUCGUCUUUCUUCCAACGGCGAUCCUUUCAGUCCUUGAGCCGCAGCAUGAGAAUGGAUAAUGACAUGUCAAUGCCACAACCCCGACUUGACCGACGAUUCAGUGUCUGUGAUCGGGUUAUCUUCGGACACAGGCCUAGUGAUUAUGAUCCCAAUUUCAGAUGGGGUUCCUCUGAUGAUGAGAUUGGUCCUGGGGAUUCGCCACUCACCACACAGUACUCACCAAUAACUUACAGUGGAUCUCUUUCCAUGGAGGAUAGAGAUAGACCUACUGGCCAAUCAAGGUACUGUUUGGUUGCCAGUAAGCAAAUGGUUGGAAUAUUUCUUACAGUGUGGGUGAAGAGUGAUCUAAGAGACAAUGUCCACAACAUGAAAGUGUCAUGUGUAGGCAGAGGGUUGAUGGGUUAUCUUGGAAACAAGGGUUCAAUUUCAAUUAGCAUGUCAUUGCAUCAAACAAGCUUUUGCUUCGUCUGUAGUCAUUUAACCUCUGGGCAGAAGGAGGGAGAUGAAUUAAGAAGAAACUCUGAUGUUAUGGAGAUCCUUAAAAAGACAAGGUUUCCCAGGGUUCAUGGCAUAGGUGACGAGAACUCCCCUCAAACAAUUAUAGAGCAUGAUCAAAUUAUAUGGCUUGGGGAUUUGAAUUAUCGGAUUGCCCUUUCUUAUCGUUCUGCAAAGGCUCUCGUGGAGAUGCGCAACUGGAGAGCUUUGUUAGAGAAUGACCAGCUUAGAAUAGAACAAAGGCGGGGGCGUGUCUUCAAUGGAUGGAAUGAAGGAAAGAUUUAUUUCCCUCCAACAUACAAGUAUUCAAAUAAUUCAGAUAGAUAUGCUGGGGAUGAUAGGCACCCAAAGGAGAAACGAAGAACUCCUGCAUGGUGUGAUCGUAUAUUAUGGUACGGAAGAGGCCUCAAUCAAUUGUCUUAUGUUCGUGGGGAGUCAAGGUUCUCAGAUCACAGACCAGUUUAUAGUAUCUUCUCAGCAGAGGUCGAGUCUAUAAAUCGUAGCCGAAUCAAGAAAAGCAUGAGUUGUUCCAGUGCUAGAAUUGAAGUUGAAGAAUUGUUGCCGCACUCACAUGGAUAUACUGAUCUCAAUUUCUAUUGAGGGAUGAAUUUCCGAAUAAUCAAUGUUCUUUUGUAUCCUAUUGUGCUCGAGGCAACUCUGCGAAACUAAAUGCAUUUUCUCAGAAGGAUUUCGUUCUUAUCCAUACAAAACCAAAUGAAGAAAUGCAUUUUGUUGAAGAAUCUGAUGCUGAUGUCAUCUCAGCAAGUCAGUGCUCCAAAAGGAACUGUCUUGAUGGUGAUAGAGACAUUCAAUUGCCCACAAUCCAAAAAAAGUUACAGAUUGUGUGUUAUUUGCGUUAAAUGCUUACUCCAUUGUUUGCGGCACACGUUCUUUUUUCCACAAUUCCUAAUUGGCAAUUCAACACAGCAGGCUCGGAACAAGUGUUCAGAUCUUGGCAAUAAGGAAAUUCAACCAAGGACAGUCUCCUUUUUCAUUCUGU
Pistacia vera is the source of this 2661-nucleotide messenger RNA. RefSeq names its product type I inositol polyphosphate 5-phosphatase 4-like. Bases 585 to 2261 code for a protein of 558 amino acids. Lineage: Eukaryota; Viridiplantae; Streptophyta; Magnoliopsida; Sapindales; Anacardiaceae. The transcript has 14 exons. Gene Ontology annotation, biological process: phosphatidylinositol dephosphorylation. Gene Ontology annotation, molecular function: phosphatidylinositol-3,4,5-trisphosphate 5-phosphatase activity; inositol-polyphosphate 5-phosphatase activity; phosphatidylinositol-4,5-bisphosphate 5-phosphatase activity. The record is from RefSeq and is a predicted model, not a curated record.